AUGUCAUUAAACAACAGCUUGAGCCAUGAAAACGACAAUUGGAAGAAGACCCUUGCACUUCCAGCCAAAGAUGUGAGACCACAGACAGAGGAUGUCACUGCAACGAAAGGAAAUGAAUUCGAAGACUACUUUCUUAAAAGAGAACUGCUGAUGGGCAUUUUUGAAGCAGGUUUCGAAAGACCCUCACCUAUUCAAGAAGAGGCUAUACCCAUUGCAUUGACGGGCCGUGAUAUACUUGCGAGAGCUAAAAACGGUACUGGAAAAACGGCUGCUUUUGUGAUCCCCACACUAGAGAAAAUCAACAACAAAAAGAACAAGAUUCAAGCCCUCUUGCUCGUCCCUACCCGUGAAUUGGCGCUACAGACAUCGCAGGUCUGUAAAAAUCUAGGCAAACAUCUUGGUCUUCAGAUCAUGGUGACAACAGGUGGUACGACUUUAAAGGAUGAUAUUAUGCGUUUAAGCGAGCCUGUGCAUGUUGUCGUUGGCACGCCUGGCCGUAUUCUUGAUCUUGCGUCCAAGGGCGUAGCUGAUUUCAGUGAAGCCUCCACGUUUGUCAUGGACGAAGCAGACAAACUCUUAUCACCCGAAUUCACACCCAUCAUCGAGCAACUCAUCCACCACUUUCCAAAAGAUAGACAAAUCAUGCUUUUCAGCGCUACGUUCCCCCUCAUUGUAAAGACAUUCAAAGAGAAAUUCUUGGUGAAGCCCUAUGAAAUCAACCUGAUGGACGAAUUAACGCUGCGUGGCGUCACUCAAUACUACGCCUACGUGGAAGAAAAGCAAAAGGUGCAUUGCUUGAACACGCUGUUUUCAAAGUUGCAAAUCAAUCAAUCCAUCAUCUUUUGUAAUUCAACAAACCGUGUAGAAUUGUUAGCCAAAAAAAUCACAGAGUUGGGCUACUCGUGCUUUUACUCACACGCUAGAAUGCUACAAAGUCAUCGUAAUCGUGUCUUCCAUGAUUUCCGAAACGGCGUCUGUCGCAACUUGGUGUGCUCUGAUUUACUGACGCGUGGUAUCGAUAUUCAGGCUGUCAACGUAGUCAUCAACUUUGAUUUCCCCAAGAAUGCAGAGACCUAUUUGCAUCGUAUCGGCCGCUCUGGAAGAUUUGGCCAUUUGGGCCUAGCCAUCAACUUGAUCACAUACGAAGAUCGAUUCAACUUGUACAAGAUUGAGCGAGAAUUGGGCACAGAAAUUCAACCUAUUCCACCCGUCAUUGAUAAGAGUCUGUAUGUGGCACCAAAUGCAUUAGAGGACGCUCAAGUGCAACAGCCAGACCGUCAACAAGCAUUGGCCACUCGCCAACAGCAACAGCAACAGAGCAACGAGGAGCAACAGCAGCCCCACUAUUACCAAAACAACAACAGUGGCAGAUCGAAUAAUUGGCGUGGCAGAGGUCGAGGUGGAGGAGGUGGUGGUGGAGGCGGAGGAAAUCAUCAAUACACUAAUCGACCAAAGCAAUAA
This is a messenger RNA of Mucor velutinosus, 1461 nucleotides long. Its product is annotated as bifunctional uridylate/adenylate kinase. The record is from RefSeq and is a predicted model, not a curated record. The transcript is spliced from 4 exons. NCBI's taxonomy places the organism in Eukaryota, Fungi, Mucoromycota, Mucoromycetes, Mucorales, Mucoraceae. Gene Ontology annotation, biological process: P-body assembly; negative regulation of translation; cytoplasmic stress granule assembly. Gene Ontology annotation, molecular function: RNA helicase activity; mRNA binding; ATP binding. Gene Ontology annotation, cellular component: cytoplasmic stress granule; P-body. The coding region runs from base 1 to 1461 and encodes 486 amino acids.